Zingiber officinale is the source of this 1882-nucleotide messenger RNA. RefSeq lists its product as uncharacterized. The record is from RefSeq and is a predicted model, not a curated record. NCBI's taxonomy places the organism in Eukaryota, Viridiplantae, Streptophyta, Magnoliopsida, Zingiberales, Zingiberaceae. The transcript has 12 exons. Bases 131 to 1537 code for a protein of 468 amino acids.
AAAGCCCCUUCAUGAAAUAGUUAGGAGUCAAACGAUGGUGUUAAAAGGGUUUUGUGGUUUACCGCUUCGUUAGUAACGCACGACGUCGAAACCCUCGGCGAGCAAAUACCAGCCAGUAAACGACAAACCCAUGCCCUUAUCCUUGUCCUCCGCCGGCGGCGGCGCCGGAGCCUGCGCAGUCGCAACCUUCACAAAGCCAGCUCAGUUGCCACCCCGUAAACGGCGGGUCUCUGGAUUGUUCUUCUCCCGCACGGCUGAUAGCGAGGCCGGUCGCCUCUUGUCACGCGUCGCUUCCGCCUAUCCAGCUCCGCCCUUCGUUCCUGAGGUAGAGAAAGCGGUGGAAUCUUUACGCCCGAAUUUCAGAGAGGUAGAUAAUUUGGUGGCGCAUAACUCCAUGCGCGUUUUGAAAGCCUUUCAGAACGCCGGAAUUGGAUCGCAUCAUUUUAGUGGAUGCACAGGUUAUGGUCAUGAUGAUGGUGGAGGGCGUGAAGCACUUGACCGUGUUUUUGCUGAAAUUGUUGGAGCAGAAUCAGCUAUAGUUCGCUCCCAGUUUUUCUCUGGCACACAUGCCAUUACCUGUGCUUUGUUUGCUUUUCUGAGACCUGGAGAUGAGCUUUUAGCAGUUGCUGGAGCUCCUUAUGACACCUUAGAGGAAGUGAUUGGGAUCAGAGAAUCAUCUAGCAAUGGAUCCCUCAAAGAUUUUGGAGUGACAUAUCGAGAAGUUCCACUUGCAGAAGAUGGGAACCUCAGUUGGGAAGAACUUACAUUUGCUGUGGGACCUCGUACAAAAUGUGCUUUGAUACAGAGGUCGUGUGGUUAUUCUUGGCGUCAAAGCUUAAGUGUCGCUGAUAUCCAAAGAGCUAUAACAAUGAUAAAGAUGCAGAAACCAGAUUGCAUGGUCAUGGUUGAUAAUUGCUAUGGUGAAUUUGUGGAAAUAUACGAACCUCCUAUGGUGGGAGCUGAUUUAAUUGCUGGGAGCUUAAUAAAGAACCCUGGAGGAACUAUUGCACCCUGUGGUGGGUACGUUGCAGGAAAAAGAACGUGGGUUGAGGCUGCAGCAACAAGACUUUCUGCACCUGGUCUUGGAGUAGAUUUUGGAUCAACACCAGGUGAUGUGAGGCGAGCACUUUUCCAAGGCUUAUUCCUUUCACCCCAGAUGGUUGGAGAGGCAAUAAAGGGAGGUUUACUCAUUUCAGAAGUAAUGUCAAUGAAAGGUUACAAAGUCCAACCACUUCCAGGAGGACCUCGUUUUGAUACUGUACAGGCAGUACAGCUUCGAAGCAGAGAUCGUCUAAUAUCUUUCUGUGAAGCUGUUCAAAGAUGUUGUCCUGUUGGAUCCUUUAUAAAACCAACUGCUGGUGUGACUCCUGGAUAUGCAUCAGAGGUAAUCUUUGCAGAUGGAACAUUUGUUGAUGGAAGCACGAGUGAGUUGUCAUGUGAUGGACCACUUAGGGAGCCAUUCACAGUUUUCUGUCAGGGAGGGACACACUGGACUCAUUGGGCGUUUGCUUUAGGAGAAGUCCUGAAGGUAAUUUAGAGUCAAGGCAAAUCACAACUUUCUGGACCGAGCUGACGGAGUGAUUCUUCGAAUUUGUUCAUGCACAUGAGAAGGCGUCAAAAUCAUUAUGUUUAUUGGAGUCGAUAAUUCGAUUUCUCAGUUGAAACAAUGCGACCAGUUGCCUCUACAACUUGUUCAAGAUCCUCUUCCAGAGAUUCAGUUGCAAAAACAAUGUGGAUUGGUUUUUUAGCUGAAGCUCAAAGAUUUUGCCAAUGGUUAUUUUGUAGUAGAUGGCAUAUUGUGUUCUUUGAUCGAGGAGGAUCCACAUUAUUUAUGUAAUUGAUUUCGUCUAGUUGAAUAAAAUUUGAUUAUUAUUUGUUAAAC